Molecule: messenger RNA, 4840 nt
Organism: Linum trigynum
Lineage: Eukaryota; Viridiplantae; Streptophyta; Magnoliopsida; Malpighiales; Linaceae
Source: the annotation of a GenBank genome assembly
UUAAACUCAUAAAAUAAAUUAUAAAUUUAUUUUUUUGUUAAUUAAAUUUACUAAAAUGACGUCAUUUUACUUAGAGCACCCACAUCGGUAUUGCAUUUCUAAUUGAAAAAUGACAUGACAUAGAUUUUUGCAAUUGCAAAACCAAUUACACUGAUGUGGUCACCCAUUGCAUAUUUGCAAGCUUGCAACAAAUGCAAUUGCAGAUGAAAGCCAAACUGUCCUUAAGAAGUGAGAUUCUUUAUUUUUCUUUUUCCUUAUUUUAUCAUAAUUUAAAAAUAAUAUUUAAGUACAUAUGAAAUUGCAAAUGGAUCGCAUUGGUGUAAGCACAAUGAUAUUAAUAUGAGUUGGAUUGCAAAUACAUUGAGGUGGCAAUUAAAACAUCAUACGCAAUUGAUUUUGCAAUUACAUUGAUGUAAGUGCUCUUAAAAAUCGUAAAUCGAUAAGGUUGUCAACCUGCGGGUCGACCCAUUUUGACCGUGACCCGAUUAGAAAAACGGCCGCACGCACCCGUCGGGUCGACCGCUACAAGGUACCGGGUUGGUGGUCAAAUUGCGUCAUUUUUUUUCUUUGGUUUGCGAAAUGCGCCUAUUUUCCGAUUUUUCUUUUCGCCUAAUUCAAUCUUUGAAAUACUAAGUUGAGCAUUUGAAUAUUGAUAUUAUAUAAGUGUGUGAAUUUUCACUUUAUGCUGGAUUUAAAUACGACAUGUUAUUUUAGUGUAAUAUUAUAUGUUAUAACUCAUAUGUUAGAUAAGAUUUGAUAUAAUUUAUGAAGAUAAGUACAAUAUAAUGACUCUUUCCAUAUUUCCGAGCCAAACCGGAUUAAAACGGUUGACCCAUUAACUCUUGACCCACUUGCUCGACCGGGUCCGGGUCAACCUGCGGGUUAACAACCUUGUAAAUCGAUCAUAUUGAUCAUAUCGAUGGUGUUUAUGCUGAUUUCAUAACUUAAUACCAAUUGAACCAGGUUCAACCAAUGACAUGUCGUCUAGCGCGAGAGAAGAACGGAAGAAGAGGAAGAGAAAAGCAAGGGAACGGCUACGGUGCUAAUUGUACAAUAGUUAGCACCGUCCUAACCAAGGGAAAAACUACUCCUAGUUUGAAUUAGUAGUGAUUUAGCUUAGAUGUUGUAUUGAUUUUAUAAUAAUCCGUAGUGAUUUCGUUAUUUUUAGUAGCGUUUUUUGCUAGUUAUUACGAUGCUAACCCCUAUAAGGAUUAGCACCUAAUCCCAUCCCGAAAAGCAAAAGUCAGUAAAUCGAAUUAUUAAGGAAGACAUGGGCUGGAAUCAAUCAAAAUCCACCCAAAGGCGAGUCCGAGUCCGAGUCCAUGAAUCCCACCAUUGUUCCUCUCUCUGUCUCGCUCUCAUCAUUUGCAUGUGAUGCUCACCGACACCGCCAGCUGCAUUAACUAAAUAACAACCCAGCAGAGUGAGAUGCAGGACUCGGGAGGCAGUUUGUUCCCCUACGCCCACCCAUAUUCCUCCUCUUGCAAUGCUCCCCAUUCUGUCGCCACGUCUUCUUUACAAACCCACCCCAAUGGUUAUGAUGGCUAAAUCUCUCCGGUUCAUGGUCCAUGGUCUACAAACAGCAGCGAAUCCAAAAUUGAGUAGAGCACUGGACCACAUUGGAAAAAAGGCAGAGAGGAUUGAGCUGUAACAUGACGAACACCGAAAUGAGCACCAAAAAGUCAAAAAUUUACAAGUGCUAUACUAGCUCCGGAUCGAGGUAGGGCUGGGUCGUGGCCCGGGAGCGGCCCCCCAGAUCCGCCGCUGUCUACAAAUAAUUUGGUUCAUUAGUCUUGAUUCAGAUGGAUGAAUUUUUCCUUUCUGAGACUUGCUUUGAUUACUUAACAAUGAAGCCAUAACAAUUUUUUUGCUGAAUUCGAAGAUAUGAUAUCAGUAGAUUAAGUACAGAGUUACCGGAAAUUCUUCAAAAUUUGAAGAUAAAAUUGUACGUAACAAAUUAUGAUAAAAUUCAGGACGUAAAAUAAACGAAUUAUUUCAUUUCUAUGUCAUUGCAUCAAAUUGGUUCAUUCGAAUGAUCACUUAUGUGUAGUUUGAAAGUUGAGAUUACAGAUUAUAUAUUUAGAUAAUACAUGUAAUUAGCAGGAUUUAUUGUCCUUUUUGUGUUAAGAUGAAACACAAUACUUGUAUUUGAGCAGAAGACGUGAUCACCAAAGUCACCCAUUUGUCAAUAUCUAUUUGUUUCUCUUUUAUGUUUUAGGGGCCCUAAAAAAAAUCAUUCAACUCGCAAACAAUAAUAUUUUUUUUUCAAAUUCAUACGUUCAAACAAUACAUCUCAUCAAACUACAUGAAUCAAUUGAAUUCAUCAAUUUCGGCCUUAGUUUCCAAUUCCUGGUUAUACCAGUGACCGGCCAGCACGGCAUGGUUUGACCACUGCCAAGCCAACUCAACCACCAUCGAAAUCAACGGCGGAGGAAGAAACAAACUCCCCCGCAUUUAUUUAACCACCCGCACCCCAACACUUACCCUCAACGCGCCCUUAUCAUCCCUGUCCUCCCUCUUUCGCCUUCGUUGCUCAACUUCAUCCCCCAUCUUCUUCUCUCCAUUGAAGCAACACAAACCACCAAGCAGCAGCAGCAGCAGCAAUGGCUCCUAGAUUCUUGUUGUUCGUUGCUCUCUGCGUUCUCCCUGCUCUCGUCGCCGCCACUCGCCCUGCUCGCAACCCUUUCCUCGUCCGCGGCAAGGUCUACUGCGACACUUGCAACUUCGGCUUCGAAACCCCUAAAUCCACUUCCAUCGCUGGUGCGACGGUGAGGAUUGUGUGCAAGGACAGGAAAUCCAACAAGGUAGUGUACCAGAGAGAAGGCAAGACGAACUCCGAAGGAAACUACGAGAUCCAGGUCGAUGAAGACCACGAAGACCAAGUGUGCGAUGCUAAAGUUGUUCGUAGCCCGCAGCUGGACUGCUUCAAGACUUCCUCCGGCCGGGAUCAGGCUCGCGUGAUCUUGACGGAGAACAACGGGAUUGCGUCCAGGGAAAGGUACGCGAACGCCAUGGGCUUCUCCAAGGAAGGAACCGUUGCUGGUUGUUCCCAGCUUCUGAGCCUUUACCAGGACAAUGAAAAUUAGAGGCUCUGAUGGUGUGGUGUUAGAGGGAAGUAAUAUGGGCGCUUGCCUCCAUUGAUUUUCUAUUUUGUUAUAUCGUUGCUCGAAAGGAUGUUUUUUUUUUGUUGUUGUUGUUGAAGAUGACUCGUGUUCUACUGAUGGUCUGUUGAUUUAGUUAUCCACUUAUGAAUGGACUGGAUCCCGCCGGUGUCUUGGCCACCUGAAGUUCAUAUUAAUUAUGUAUACAAUUACGCUUCCACAAUAUGUUAAUGACAUUUUCCUGUUCUCUUUGGAACGUGAUUAGUUGCUAACCUCUUUGAGGUCAGCACUAUGCUAACUAAGCUAAUAGUUAUAAAAUAGAAAACAAUCCUAUAGUGUCCAUUUAUAGUGUCGGAAAUUAAAUGGAGGAUAAUUUAGUCAAUAAUUUCUCAAACUUUAAUAUAUAUUAAUUUUCCUCUCUUGUGCGACGACGAGUGUCGAAAUUAGCGUAGUGGCCCUCACCUCACCUACUCUUAGGGAAGUCAAUGGGUAGGGUCGGGUGCGGGUACACCCUAUACCAUAUCCUAACCCGCCGGGUAUGACCGGCUAAAAUACCCGAUAAAAUAACCAUCGGGUAUUGAAAUGAUAUAACCAUACCCUAACCACGGAUAUUCGGGUAACCACGGGUAUGAAUUUAUCAUCAAGCUGUAAAUAAUUAUAUUCUAAAAUAAUACUACCAUAUGAACUUAUAUAAGUACAUCAACCAUUAGAUCCACCUAAUUGACAUAAGCAUUGAUGAAUUUCACAUCGAUGACAAUUGUUGGUUCAUUUCUAACAGCUAGACACACAUACUAAUGAAAAUUCAUCUCGCACUCUUCCGACAAUGUUGAUAGUAUGUGCUCACAAUAAAGCCAACAAUUCUGAAUAUAAAACAUGAGAAAAAAGCUCAACAAAUUGGAAUGGGAAACAAUUACACGUACAUUUUGUCCAUUAAAGCAACAAUUCACAACACACAAGAUGCAGAUGCGAAGCCAACAAAAGUUUUGGGGUAUGGAAAUUGAAAGAAUGAAAUUGGAAAUAUUUAUAUGAAUGGUGCUAGCUUACAACCAUACAUAAUUAUGGGCGGGUACAACCGAGGCGGGUAUGGGUGAUAAUCGUGCCCGUACCCUACCUGUUAUUUUGAAACAGGGUAUUAUCAGUACCCGCCCCUUAACCCGUCAAAGCGGGUAAUUACCCUCGUUGACCGGUUAGGGUCGGGUAGGAUAUCCAUGGUUACAGGUUGGAUUGACAUCCCUACCUGUUAUACUAUCAAUUUUGCCAAUGUCGUCACCAUCUUCGCCUCUCCCAGCAGUUGAUGGUGUUGCGGCCUUGAGUUUGUUUCCGGAUCUCCUGAAUCAUAUGUUGUGGCCUCGAGUUUGUUUCCAGAUCUCCUGAAUCAUAUGUUGCGGCCUUGAGUUUGUUUCCAGAUCUCCUGAAUCAUAGAUCUCUAACUUCGCCUCUCCCAGCAGUUGAUGGUGUUGCGAUCUUGAGUUCGUUUCCAUAUCUCCUGAAUCAUAUGUUGCCGCCUCGAGUUUAUUUUUAGAUGUCUUGAAUCAUAGGUCUCUAACUUCGCCUCUCCCAACACCUGAUGGUAUGCAUGAUCAAAAUGGUCGGUUGGUGGGUGAAUCUCGCGUUUAUUUGGCAUCGAUCUUGAGUUGUUACAUCUAAUCGAGUGCAUCCUAUUAUGAUGACUGAGAGUGCAUUAGGGUUGUGUAAAAGCUUAGUUCUCAUGUGUGCUUGAAUGAAUGGAGGUUACUUAU